AUGGUUUCUGCUUGUAUCGCUCUCGGUGACGAGUUGCAGCUGUUUCAUGCACUUGCCAAGGUGGGCAGCGAGGAGAAGCCAGCUAGCGCUGCGGAAGUCGCGCAGGAGAGCGGCUGCAAGGAAAGAUAUGUGAAAGAGUGGCUAGCAGUGAUGGGCACUGCAGAUAUCAUUACUGUCACGGAAGACGAAAAAUUCUUCAUCAGAAAGGAGCACAUUGAGGAUCUCACCGGCAAUGCUAUAAUGAUGAACUUUUUCUUGCCUACUUCGAUGAGGCCCUACGAUAAACUUUGUGAAGUUAUAAAGAAAAAUGGACCCAAUGGGCUCGAUUAUUCGGAUUAUACUAUAAAUGUAUACAAACAGAUAGCCAAGUGCAGUGAAGCGAUUCAUAAAAAGCACAUGAUUCCAGACUUCGUGCCCGCUCUAGGAUCUGAUAUCAAGAGGAAGCUUGAAGAAGGCAUAGAAGUGCUCGAUGUUGGCUGCGGUAAUGGACUCCACUCUUCAGUUUUAGCAAAAGAAUUUCCCAAAUCAAACUUCAUCGGGAUAGACUACACAGAAGACGCAAUCAGCUUGGCAAAGGAGCAGAGGAAAAUUAACGGCGAGAAAUUUGACAAUCUGACAUUUUUGCAAAUGAAUGGAGCAAAAAUGGAUGCUGCGUGGACAAAUAAAUUUGAUUUAGUCAUAGUCUUUGACGCUUGCCACGAUCAAACUAGACCUGAUUUGUGCUUGAAAGAAAUUCAUCGGGUUCUCAAACCGGGCGGUGUAUUCGGAAUGGUGGAGAUAGAUGGAACUUCUAACAUUUACGAAGACAAGAAAGUGUUUGGAGAGAAGGCAGGGCUUAGUUAUGCAAUUUCUCUCUUUAACUGCUUGGCAGUCGGAAGUAACUCAAAAGAUGCCUUUUGUCUCGGUUCUAUGUGGGGCAAAGAACGAGCGAAGAAGCUGCUCCACGAUGCAGGCUUCCACAACGUCGACAUCAUUCCAACACCGUAUUUCGAGAGCAACAUUCUGUAUCUCUGCAGAAAAGAAUGA
Cylicocyclus nassatus is the source of this 1026-nucleotide messenger RNA. The record is from the annotation of a GenBank genome assembly. NCBI's taxonomy places the organism in Eukaryota, Metazoa, Nematoda, Chromadorea, Rhabditida, Strongylidae.